Molecule: messenger RNA, 240 nt
Organism: Drosophila subpulchrella
Lineage: Eukaryota; Metazoa; Arthropoda; Insecta; Diptera; Drosophilidae
Exons: 1
Coding region: 1-240 (79 amino acids)
Source: RefSeq, a predicted model, not a curated record
AUGCAUUCCGGAACUGCACUCGUCUUUAUUUUAGCAGCUCUGAUCGCUGCCAUAAUCCUGCCAUCUCAAACUUUAGCCGAUCCCCAGGAGGAUGACACCGUUGACAGACCAAACACCGAUUAUGCUGCUCUAUUUAGAGCAUUUUUGGAAAUGGGAAAUGCCCUCUUCGGAACCUGGACACCCGAAGGAGCUGUGGAGGAGUUCAUAAGGAGACGAGAAGGUCAAGGUUUUGGCUAUUAG